AUGAAUGUCGGUGAAACCAGCAGUAGACGACAUGGUAUUGGACGUCCACACGCUAUCGAAGAAAAAGGUCGUCGGAGACUGUCUCGCAUCGUAAAGCAAAACCGGAGCCAGACAGUGGCUCAGCUGACAGCCCAAUACAAUGCAGGGUCAAGUAGAAUAGUAUCGGAGCACACUGUUCAGCGGACACUGUUGGAUAUGUGGCUACGCAGCAAACGUCCCACUCGUGUACCUCUGCUGACCAAUCGUCACCGCCAACUGCGCCUGCGCUGGGCCCGGGAAUAUCGCGACUGGUACAUGGAUCAGUGGGAGAGAGUUGCCUGGUCAGAUGAAUCACGUUUUGUCAUGCAUCACGGCGAUGGCAAUGUCGGAUACGCCGUCUUCCGGGCAAACAGUUGCUUCCUCAAUGUACAAUACGAAACUUCUUUAUUAUGGAAGGAAGAUAAGUCUAAAGUUGCGAAUAAUUUCAGAAUUGCAAGAAAUCGCUUUGACGAUUUAAGUAGAAAACUUGAAAGGGACAUUAAUUUAUUUGAUAGUUAUAAAGCUAUUGUUUUGGAACAGGAACGUAAUGGGGUUAUAGAACCAUGUUCUGAUUCAAAAAUCGAAAAUAGUUAUUUCAUGCCUCAUAGACCAGUAGUAAGAGAGGAUAAGGUAACCUCUAAAGUUAGAAUGGUGUUUGACGCUUCUUCAAAGGAGAAACAUUUAAAUUCUUUGAAUGAUUGUUUAUUCCCCGGACCUAAUCUUAAUCCAAACGUUCUUGAUAUAAUACUUAGUUUUAGGAAACAUAAUGUUGCAUUUUGCGCCGAUUUAGAAAAAGCUUUUUUGCAAAUUGGAAUUGCGGAAGAGGACAGGAAUUACCUGAAAUUUAUAUGGUUUAGUAACGAAAGGGAUGAUUUGAUAUCUGGUGCGAAAUCUGAUAAAGAAGUGUAUUACAUAUCAUCGACAGCUUCAGAUAUUUUUAAAGAAGCUGGAAUGAAUUUGCGGAAAUUUAAUACUAAUUCCGUAAAACUUCGAAAAAUGUGGGAAGAAAAGGGAAUGUGUGAAACAGCUGAACUUCGUAAUGAUACCUUAAAGAUCUUGGGUUUACUAUGGAAUACCAAUUCUGAUAGCUUGCAUUUUGACGUUCCAGACUUUCGCGAGGAUUGUAAAAUCAAUCCUUCAAAACGCGUUGUUUUGAAAACUGUUCUAAAGAUAUUUGAUCCUCUUGGAAUUCUUUUACCAUUUACAGUUAGGAUGAAAAGUUUGUUGCAAGAAACUUGGCAGCGAGGUAUAGGAUGGGACGAAAACUUACCUAAUGAUCUAAAAUACGAGUGGGAAAGUUGGUGUUCAGAAAUUGAUCAUUUACCCAAGUUUGAGAUACCUCGUAAAUAUUUUCCGGGGGGUUUAGAAAAUUUUGAUACCAUAGAACUUCACAUUUUUUCUGAUGCAAGUCCUAAGGCUUAUGGUGCUGUUGCAUAUUUUCGAUGUGCCAAAAAUGAUAAUGAAAUUCGGACCAGUCUUGUUUGGGCAAAACGUAGGGUUUCCCCUAUAAAACGUUUGACAAUCCCUCGCCUCGAACUUAUGGGUGCGAUAAUAGCUGCUAGGAUGUGCAAAUAUUUAAAAACUGUUUUUAGUUCUCAUGUUUUAGAUGUCCAUAUUUGGUCAGAUUCCAUUGUCGCGCUACAUUGGAUAAAGGGUUCACGGAUAAACUGGAAGCCAUUUGUGGCAAAUAGGGUAGAAGAAAUACAGUCUUUGACUAACCCCAGAAUUUGGAAUUUUACUCCAGGGAAAGCCAAUCCUGGAGAUUUGUUGACCAGAGGGGAAAGUUUAACUAGUCUUGUAGAAAAUACAUUAUGGUUUGAAGGUCCAGAUUGGUUAUCAAUGCCUAAAGAAAGGUGGCCGAAGCAUGACAUUCUUCCCAGCAAUAAUGAUUAUUUGAUUGAAAAGAGGUCCAAAUUAAAUUUUAUUCAGCUUUCCUGCAAUGUUAAAUUACUUACAGAACCAUUGCUGGAUUUAGGAAAAUUUAGUAAACUUAAUCGUGUGUACAACAUCACCGCUUGGAUUUUCAGAUUCCUUAAUAACAUUAAUAAGAAAAAGACUAAGCUGUCAGGUGAGCUUACUACUGCAGAAAUUACAAAAUCGGAAAAAUAUUGGUUAAAGUUAACUCAACAAACUGUGUUCACUCUUGAGAUUGAAGAACUGAAACGGGAAGAACCUAUCAAUAAAAAUUCUCCUUUAUACAAUUUAAACCCUAAAUUGGAUGAAAAUGGUUUAUUAUAUUUAUCGGGAAGACUUCGCUUAUCUGAUCUGCCUCUAAGGGAAAAAAAUCCUUGGAUACUCCCGGGCGGGGAACAAUUCACCAAACUGCUAAUUCUUCAGGCCUAUGAAAAAGUUUAUCAUUAUGGAGUAGCCACAACCUUGGCGCAUCUUCGAGAAACAUAUUACAUCAUCAAAGGAAGGAAAUAUGUUAAAUCUGUGCUGAAAUCUUGCAUUAUUUGCAAAAGAUUUAAAGUUAGACCUGGCAAAGAAGAAAUUGCUCCUUUACCGAAGGAUAGGAUAAUUGAAUCACCCCCAUUUGAGACCUGUGCUGUUGAUUUCGCCGGCCCUAUUUUUAUCAAAACUAAAUCGGGCCCAGAAAAAGCUUACAUUGUGCUCUUCAACUGUGGAGUUACUAGAGCUGUUCAUUUGGAAGUAGCAUCUGACCUCAGUACUGAAACCUUCAUCUUAGCUUUCAAAAGAUUUGUUUCACGUAGAGGACUCUGCAAAAUUGUAUACAGUGACAAUGCCAAGACCUUUAUCAAAACUGAUAGUUUACUGAAGGAAGUUUCGAGUAAGAUUUCCAAAGCUGAGGUUCAACAGUAUUUUACUAAAAACCGAAUUGUGUGGAAAUUUAUUGUACCUAGAGCCAGCUGGUGGGGUGGGUUUUGGGAGCGUAUGGUGCGUUCUGUCAAAACGCCCUUGAAGAAAGUUUUAGGACGAUCUUGCUUGAGCUAUGAAGAGAUUCAAACCACUCUCACUGAGAUCGAAGCUGUUAUAAAUGGAAGACCUUUAACUUACGUGUAUGAUGAAAUUAACAAGCCAUUUCCCCUAACUCCUUUUCAUUUUCUGAUAGGCAAGCGCCCAAAUUUCUUUCCUGAUAUUCCUUCUGUGGCAGAACCAAAAUCCAACAAAAAGACCCUCACGAAAUUAUUGAGAUACAGAGAUCAAAUUUUAAACCAUUUUUGGAAGCGUUGGAGAACGGAGUACUUACUGGAACUUCGAUCUGCAAAUCGCAUCGUUCCAAUAGAUACUCCUACAAAAUUCAAAAUUGGAGACGUAGUUAUAGUUCAUGAAGACAAGGUUCCAAAACACAUGUGGAAAAUAGGAGUAGUUAAAGACCUUUUUUUCGGCAGAGACUCGAAAGUUAGAUCUUGUGCUGUUCGAACGCCUUCAGGCGUUGUGAGGAGACCUAUACAAUUACUGUAUAAUUUAGAACUUGACAUUGAGUCAGUGACUCAGUAA
Molecule: messenger RNA, 3477 nt
Organism: Uloborus diversus
Lineage: Eukaryota; Metazoa; Arthropoda; Arachnida; Araneae; Uloboridae
Exons: 3
Coding region: 1-3477 (1158 amino acids)
Biological process (GO): DNA integration; DNA transposition
Molecular function (GO): DNA binding
Source: RefSeq, a predicted model, not a curated record